Messenger RNA from Plutella xylostella (diamondback moth), 2223 nucleotides. RefSeq lists its product as uncharacterized. Lineage: Eukaryota; Metazoa; Arthropoda; Insecta; Lepidoptera; Plutellidae. Gene Ontology annotation, cellular component: nucleus. Gene Ontology annotation, molecular function: zinc ion binding; sequence-specific DNA binding; DNA-binding transcription factor activity, RNA polymerase II-specific. The record is from RefSeq and is a predicted model, not a curated record. Gene Ontology annotation, biological process: regulation of transcription by RNA polymerase II.
UUUCUGUCAUUGUUUUGUGGUGUGUGUAAAAAUUGUUUAUAAUUUCAAUUAUUCAGUUUAUCCUUUCUCUGGGCUUGUUAUUCAUAUUUAAACAGUUGAAAAUGAAUGUAGACGAUCACAUAUACUGCCGCUAUUGCGCUGAACUGAAAAGCAUCAGCGAUUUGUGCGAUCUUUCAGUGUUUUCACCGAAGCAAGUUGAGAUUCACGAAAAACUGACUUCACUCAGUCUUGGACCCAUAAAUUCUUCACCAAACGAUGCUGUGCCAAAGUUCAUUUGCCACCCUUGUAUCAACGCCUUAAACAUUGCACACAGAUUUGUUGUGAAAGCGAGAGAAUCGAUGGAGUACUUGAUCGAUUUAUUCGGCAAAAACAUCAUUAGCGUAUCGAAAUUCGACGAAGCGCCUUCUUCAGCUAUUGAACUGAUUAACGAGCUAAACGCUGGUCAUCCCCCAGUAUCCAUGGUGAAGGUGGAAGACACUAAAUACGAGUCUGAAGGCAAUUAUUCAGAUUGUGAAGAUGACAGUCCUUUAUGCAGUAUUCUUGCAGAUGUCUUUGCCUCUAAACAGCUGAAUGAUGAUGCUAAAUCGUGGAUAGGUUUCCCGUGGCUGUGUCAGGUCUGUCUGGAACCCAUGUCUGACAUUCACCAGCUCAGGUCUCACUGCAAGCUGGAACACAGAAUGUGCUGUUUAUACAAAUGUGCGGAUUGCGGGAAGGAUUAUAAUAUGUUUAAUACAUUUGUGAGACAUGUGCAGAAGCAUAGAGAGAGUUUGAGGCAUUACUGUCCGCACUGUAAUCUAAAACUAGAAAACGGCCAACAGCACACUCACAAUGGGGAGAUGUGUCAACGGUGUGGAAAGUUCUUCUCAACAAAAAAGAAACUGCACUUACACAGAACAAAGCGUUUGCUCAAUGAAGACUUGAAUAAAAUAGCGGACAAGUCAUGGACAGGUUAUACUUGGAUAUGCAAUGUUUGCGAAAAUAAAUUUGCAGAUGUGACACAACUCAGAACACAUACAAAGGAACAACAUGGCAAGUGCUUCGCUAUGAAAUGCGCUGAUUGCGGCGAGACUGAGGGAAACUACAGGGAUUUUGUCUACCAUGUUCGAAGACAUAGGCCUUUUAUGAAACAUCACUGCCAUUACUGCAAUCAUAAAUUCGAAGAGAACACAAAGCACACGAAAUACACAGAGCACAUCACUUCUCACUUCACCACAGACAACGCGUGCGAGGGCUGCGGCGAAAUGUUCACAGACAAGCAGGACCACACGCAACACGUCGCCACGUACGACCCGCCAAAACCAAAAUACAUUCCGUUCAAAAAGCGCGAACGUCCGCUGUCAAACGAGGAUUUCACUUGCGAUAUUUGCAACAAAGUCGCCAAGACAGUCCAAGGCCUCCGCGUCCACAAAGCGAUACACACGGAAAGAACCAGAGAUUUUACCUGUGAUAAGUGCGGAAAAACAUUCUACACAAGCUACGACUUAGGAAACCACUAUGAAAUACAUGAGGAAAAGGAGCCAGUCGUGUGUGAAAUCUGCAAGAAAACUUUCAAGUCGAUACGCACGCUGAAAAAGCAUGUUGUGACGCACAACGACGAGCGUCCGUUCCAGUGUGAUAUUUGUCACAGAAGAUUCAGGCGGAAUAAGAAUUUGGUGAGCCACCAAAUCGUUCACACAAGUGACACACCGUUCCAGUGUGAACUGUGCGAGAAAGCUUUCAAGCAAGAGAAGUAUUUGAAAGCGCAUAAAAGACAGCAUACGGGGGACAGGCCAUACUCCUGCCCAGAUUGCGGUAUGGAGUUCACAAACUGGGCAAAUUGCAAUAAGCACAUGAAGAGAAAGCAUGGCACGACGCUCGCCAAACAUGUCAUCACUCCGUUCGGGAAAGUUCCAAUUAAUCCAAAGAGUUUUAAAGCGAAGAAAAUCAGUGAUUUAGAAACAGUCAAGGAAUGGACGGAGAAGAUUUUAGCUCCGCAGAAAAAGGGACGGAAAAAGAAGGUUGUCGAUAAAACAGAGACGGGUGACUUUAGCGCCAUCUAGUUUUAUUUUGAGUAAACCUGUUUGUAUGUGAAAUACAGAACAUCACUUAUACGUUUUUAUUAUACUUGGGUUUCCUAAUGAAUUUACUACAUAUUACAAUUUACUAUUAGUCAAUACCUACAUUCAAGAUUUUAUUUUGUGAAAUAGGUAUGUUUAUGUUUAAUAAAUUUUAUUGAAGAUUUUA